CAAAAACGAAGUAUAAUUUGAUUUGUAUGUAUUUUCCUUUUAAAUAUUAUUUCAGCAAAAGUCUUGUACUGAAAAACGUAAACAUUCAGAUGGUCAGACUAAAAGCAGCGCUGUACUUUCAAAGAAUUGAGGUAUUACAGAUCAUGAAUCGCAUUUACAUGUGAUUAAGGGGAGCCAUGCGAUAAGGAUGCAUGCUAUCAAGCUGGGUGGUUGGCUAGUGUCUGUAGCGACAUUGCUUGCUGCGAAUAGUGGAGGAACAGACCCUUCAGGCCCAGUUCCGCCAUCUUGUCCAAGCAGCAAAUCUGACGAAACUUCAUCCAGAUUUAAACUGCUUGUCAGUACUCUUGAUGGGAGAGUCUCUUCAUUGGAUAUAGCUAACUAUGGAAAUCUAGAGUGGAGUAUUGAAGCAGAUGCUGCUCCACUGUUAUCAUCAAGCAUCAGUAAAAACUUAGAGAUCAAACGUAAUGGAAUAAAUGUCCGUCUUAUCCCAGCGUUAGAUGGUGGCCUUUAUCAGUUUGAUGGUGACAGUAUAGAACCUGUUCCUUUCACUGCAGACACAUUACUGAGCUCAUCGUUCAGGUUCACCGAUGAGUCCGUAAUUGUUGGAAAUAGAGAGACUCUAACAUUUGGUAUAGAUGCAACUGAUGGACAGUUGCGCUAUGUAUGCAGCCCUAGUGGAUGCCAGACAGUGGGGAAUGAUAUAGUGGAAGACAGUGAUGAUAUACUUGUGAUCAAACGUAACAGUCAGACAAUACGUGCUGUGGAGAUGAGGACAGGAGGAGAGAAAUGGAACUUCAGUGUUGGUGAACAUGAGGUGUCAUUUUUACCUGGAUCCUUUGAACCAGUUCAUUCCUACAGCUCCAAAACCCAAACUUCUGGUAUCAUAGAUGCAGGGGUUAAGGUCACAACUCAAGAGGCCGCAACCUCAUCAUCGGAUGUGAAACCUGCAGUUCCAAAUGUUGAAGAGGUGAAAGUUAACAAGGUGUUAGGAAACUCCAGAGAAGUUAUCGAAAGUGAAGAUGAUGAUGCUACAAUUAUAUCAUGCACUGCGGAAAUAAAUGAUGAUGAUGAUGAUGACAGCAAUGAGUCGGCCAAACCACAUCCUGCACCUGAGCCAUUGACUCCUAAGUCUGGAGUUAUUAAGAUCCUUGUACCCAAGGGACUGAUUCUCUUUGUUAACAAAGACAACCCUCAUGACAUCAUAUGGCAACACACAUUUGAUAGCCCUAUAGCCAAUGCUUGGGCCCUAAUAGGGAAUGAAUUAGAAGAUGUUAGUCUGUUUGAUGAUCGUCACAUUCCUGCACUAACAACUGAUGAGGAUGAGCAAGAAGAGAGACAUCCACCCCCUUUACUAUAUAUAGGUAACCACCUCAACCAGUUAUAUGUACAACCUAGUGUGCAGUUUGAAAAAGAGGUUGCAACUGUUGCAGAGGCUGCUGCAAAACAGGGGAAACUUUUACAAAUUCCUAGCAUUAAGUGGAAGCCUUAUAUUGCAACAGCUCCCUCCAGGACACCCAUUCUGAACACAAACAGUAGAGCUCUUAUAGACUAUGAGAAGGUAGAACGUGAGAACAAGACAGAAACAGCUCUCAUCACACACAAUGAGAUGGACUACCCAUAUGAUAAUGGGUGUUACUUGUUUGGAGACUUUACCCCAACAACUAGGCUUGAUGAGAUUGAGACCAAGGGAAAUGACACAAGAUAUAAUGGUGACACAUUUGACACUAUUAUAGCAGUAACACUGUGGAAUUGGUGGAAAGAAGUGUUGGCCAUCAGUCUGUGUUCUUCUAUAGUUAUGCACCUCUUUCUCACUAGAAUCAUGGUGAAAUAUAGAAGAGGUGUCUUGAAGAAACUUAUAUCAGAGGAAGAGUCUAUGGAGCAAGAGGGAGUUAAAGUGUCAGAAUUUGGUGACAUGGUCCUGCGACAAACCAGCCUUAGUGAGGCAUCUGAACCUGCCACCCCUUUCACAUCCAGAUAUGAGACAGAUUUUCAUCAGGUACAUUGUUUAGGUAAGGGUGGCUUUGGCGUGGUCUAUGAGGCCAUCAAUAAACUAGAUGACUGUCGCUAUGCUAUAAAGAGAGUCCAGUUACCUGCAAGUAAAACUGCAGAGGAGAAAGUGAAGCGAGAAGUGAAAGCUCUGGCAAAGUUAGAACACAUUGGCAUUGUGCGCUACUACCAGGCAUGGUUUGAGUCCCCACCACAGGGAUGGCAGGAGGGGAGAGACAAGGAUAUGGAGGACAGCGAGUGUCUCACACCCACUCCCUGUAACUCUAUUCGGGAUAACACGAGCUCUGUGGUUCCAAACUAUCUAAACAUGGACUUCAACCCACUAAAACCAUUUGGUGGUCAAAUGGACACCCAAGACCUGUUACAAGACACCUUAGAUAAACAUGAAAACUCAAGUUAUGGAUUUGUGCCUCAUAAAAACUUACCUAGUGACGAGAGUGGCUCAUUUAGCUUGGGGACCCCUGCUAACCAAUGUCAAUGUGAUAAUGAAGACUCUUUGGACAUACAGUUUACUAGUAUUAAUUCUGAAUCACAGACCCAAUCAGGGUCACCAUUUAAGCAGUAUAGGACACCUGCUAAUGAUUGCAAAUGUGAAAAUGAGGACUCUUUUGAUGUAGAAUUCAUAAACUCUAAUUCACAGACACAGUCUGGAGGAAGUAAACCGUACAUAAGACAUUUAGCCUCUGAUAUAUCUGAGUCAUUCAAUAUUGUAUUUGAAGACUCAGGAUGUAAGGACAAGUCCAGAGAUUCGCAACAUUCCAAUGAUAAAGUGCACUUAGAAUCAUCUAUGGAGCCCUCAAAUACAGACUCCUCUGAGGGAUUGUCAACUAUAUCUCAGGAUAUAAUAGUUUCAAAUACAAAGAGAAGUUAUACAAACAAUAAUUCAGAUUCACUGAAGAACAUUGUGAUAGAUCAAACCAAGGAAGAUUCAGGCUUAUUACAACCAAUGAAUGGCAUCACAAAUACAUGGACCAAAUCAUUAGCAGAUGUAGCCCCAAAGUGCCAACAUCAACUACAGCCAAAUUUGUAUCUAUACAUUCAAAUGCAACUAUGUAAAAGAGAAACCUUAAAAGAUUGGCUAAAUGCCCGAACUUUAAAUCGUGAUAAAUUUGAACUUCUGGACAUUUUUGAUCAAAUUUUGCAAGCAGUUGGAUAUGUACAUGACAGUGGACUCAUGCACAGGGAUUUAAAACCAUCUAAUAUAUUUUUCUCUCUUGAUGGUACUGUUAAAGUUGGUGAUUUUGGCUUGGUGACUGCCCUUGAUGAAGAAAUACAGAGACAUAGUGGUGUAGAGAAGGGGUCAAUGAAGAAACAUACUGAUCAAGUUGGGACCCAACUUUACAUGAGUCGAGAGCAAAUGGCAGGCAAGAGCUAUGACUACAAAGUUGAUAUUUUCUCACUAGGAAUGAUAUUCUUUGAGUUAUUCUACCCAUUCAGCACACAAAUGGAACGAGUGUCAACCUUAGUGAAGGUGAAGAACAGUCUCUUCCCAUCACGCUUCGUUAUGGAACUGCCUGAGGAGUACAACUUUGCUAAGUGGUUGUUAUCCAAGGACCCCAAGGAUCGGCCAUCCACUCACGAUAUAAUGAGUCACCAACUAAUGGAAGCAUUUGAAGCUCAGCGUCCAAAGAAACGAUUCCGAAGACGAACUGCCUCUAGUUCAAGCUCUGGCUCACUAGUUGGCCUUAACCUUGAGACCUGUAAACCAGAUACAAUCAGCGAGAGUCUGGGUUAGAUACAUUUUUAAGAGGCCUAGACCAGAAUGUGAGAGCAUGUGUAAAUAAUAGAGAACAAUAAAUUAUGCCAAUCUUAACAUACUAGCUUCAGGAUGGAAUAGUCUUAUUAUUCAGAGGUGGUAGUCUUGUGAUCGUUUCCAUCACACAUUGGUAUUUUGCAUACAUUUAUCACAUUUCUCAUUAUACUGAUAUUUUAAAUAACAUAAAGUAAGUUUUUAUGGGACCAAAUGCAUUCUGAUAAAAAAUGUUGAGUCAGUUAUUUUUUAUGUCACCACCAGGAAUAGUGACAUAUAUUGUUAUAGUCUCCAAAUUUUUUGUGGUUCUGCUGGAAAACCGAUUUUCAAAAUGGCCCUCAGUUUCAAAAUGGCCACCAUUUUAGUGUCAGUUUUACAGUAUUUUUGUACAGCAUAUAAAACUGCA
This is a messenger RNA of Owenia fusiformis, 4163 nucleotides long. Lineage: Eukaryota; Metazoa; Annelida; Polychaeta; Sabellida; Oweniidae. The record is from the annotation of a GenBank genome assembly.